Molecule: messenger RNA, 710 nt
Organism: Pieris napi
Lineage: Eukaryota; Metazoa; Arthropoda; Insecta; Lepidoptera; Pieridae
Product: LIM homeobox transcription factor 1-beta.1-like
Biological process (GO): regulation of transcription by RNA polymerase II; neuron differentiation
Cellular component (GO): nucleus
Molecular function (GO): RNA polymerase II transcription regulatory region sequence-specific DNA binding; DNA-binding transcription factor activity, RNA polymerase II-specific
Source: RefSeq, a predicted model, not a curated record
AUGCAACUAAGCGCGAGCAUCAAGAGGGAGAAGAUAGUUGAAAUAUUCGAAGGCUGUGGCCAGAAAAUCCAAGAUCGUUAUCUUAUUAUGAGAGUGGGAGAACUUUCAUGGCACGAACAUUGCCUCAGUUGCUACGUCUGCGGCUGUCCGUUAUUACACACCUGCUACACCAGAAAUUCAAAACUCUACUGCAAACCCGAUUACGAUAGAUUAUUCGGCGUCAAAUGCACCAGAUGCGGCGACAGGCUUCUUCCGCAAGAAAUGGUCAUGAGAGCUCAAAAAUAUGUGUUUCAUAUACAAUGCUCCGUGUGCGUUAUGUGCUGUCAACCCCUGCAAAAAGGAGAACAAUACGUUGUCAGAGCUGGCCAAAUCUUUUGUAGACAAGACUUCGAAAAGGAAAUGUAUCUGAUGCAACAUGCCGAAGAUGAUAUGAUAAUAGAUGAAUCAGAACGGCCUAGGGACGGACGGCGUGGACCAAAACGCCCAAGAACGAUUUUAACCUCAGCUCAGCGCAGGCAAUUUAAAGCCUCAUUCGAAGUGAGUCCUAAGCCUUGUCGAAAAGUUCGUGAAGCUUUAGCGAAAGACACAGGCUUAAGCGUCCGAGUUGUACAAGUUUGGUUCCAAAAUCCAGUACAUCAAUGGUACUGGAGAGCUCCCGCCCAGAGAUGAGAACAGUACUCCAUGUGGGGCCGAAUUUGCGGUUUAUAGAG